AUGUUUUUCUUGUUUCUAGGACAUGUUUUCUCAAGAACUUUGUUCUAUUUGGACAAGAGCAAAGAAGUGGAAAGUGCUCUAAGAUUGAAUGGGCAGACUGUAGUUCUGAUGCAGGCUGAUCUGUUCCACAAGGAAUCGGCCAGCUAUCCAUGGAAGGAGGCAAAGGGAACAAGUCCCGGCAUCGGGCUUAGCAUAUACAAGUCUGACGGGGAUUACAAGAACGCAGAUCCUGACCCAAAGAAGUUGACCUUUAAGGAUGUGAAGCGCGAUAUGUCCACUACAUUCUUCUAUACAACACCAGAAACAGGAUAUUACACUAUGGUUUUUUCUUUGGACAAAGACGUCCAAGGAGAACAGGCCCUUGGGCUUGCCAUUUACGAAGGGCGCCCAUGGAUCCCGGAGAUUGUUUCAGGGACAGAUUAUCAAAUGGAAUGGCUGAUAAGGAAGAUGAGCGAUUUGCUGUAUGCCUCAAAGAACAACUUUGACCUGCAAAAUUUGGACGAUUGGGACGAGGUAGAGUAUAUGAUUCUAUACAAUAGCAUAUUCAAGCUUAUCAACGGGGUAGUUCUGCUCAAGAUAGGCACAGUAUUUGUUACCUUAUUGUACAUCAACAAAAAAACAAAGGAAUUCUAUGUGUCUAAGAAGAUAAUAAAGAAGUAA
Messenger RNA from Encephalitozoon romaleae SJ-2008, 660 nucleotides. RefSeq lists its product as hypothetical. The coding region runs from base 1 to 660 and encodes 219 amino acids. The transcript has a single exon. The record is from RefSeq and is a predicted model, not a curated record. NCBI's taxonomy places the organism in Eukaryota, Fungi, Microsporidia, Unikaryonidae.